GGAAACAACAUACAGCGGAAAAAAGAAACGAAAUAAAAAAAAACAACAAAACACGGCAAGCGGCAGGCAUCAAAUCCAUACAUACAAAUUCAUUUCUAUUGUGUAGUGCCAAGCUGAAGUUCAUACACCGCCGAGAGUGAAGAGAAGACAAAAAAACGAAACCAAGGAACACCGAGAUAAAACAAGAUGUCAAGCAAACGUAAAUCAGAUGCCAAAGCACCAGCUAGUAAACGCGGUCGCAAGAAGAAGGUCGAUGACGAUUUCGAUUCGGACAGCGACAGCAGUGCCAAUGGUCGUGAUAGUUUGGACUCAUCGAAAAAGGAAAGCGUUGAAGUUCUGAUCGAAAGUACAGAAGAUACAAAACUGCCAGAAGAACUAUUGAAAACAUUCGAUCGUGAACCAGGCAAAUUGAUGGUGGCUGGUAUGGUUACGUGGGAAUUGACAGGAAGACGAGAUCCAAAGGGAAAAGUUACAACCAUCCGUCCCAAUCUUUAUGUUUUCCAUCGUUUUACGGAUGAAAUGUAUCGUUUGAUUGUCAGUGGUUGCAGUUCGGCACACAGUAUUUUAAUCAACAUGGAUCGUAAAGCGCUCAGCUUAGGUCGUAAUCAAUUCGGUCAGUUGGGACAGCCUGAAUUAAAAACGUAUGAGAAACCAACACUGAUUCCAGAAUUGGAGAACGUAAAUAUCAUUCAGGCGGCUUGCGGUCGCAAUCAUUCACUCUUUUUGACCGACACAGGUGUUGUAUACGCUUGUGGUGAUAAUAAAAGCGGUCAAUGCGGUGUUGGCAACAAUACAACUCAAAUCAUUCAAAAACCAACACGAAUCAACUAUCGAGGUCCUCCAAUUAUUAAAGUCAGUUGUGGUGCUGAAUUUUCCGCCAUUCUUGAUAUUAAGGGAAAUUUGCACACAUUUGGUUUGCCAGAGUAUGGCCAAUUGGGUCACAAUACUGAUGGCAAAUACUUCAUCAAUUCGAACAAAAUGUCAUUCCACUUUGAAACGUCACCGAAGCGUGUGGUGCUCUACAUUGAGAAAUCGAAAGACGGGCACGUCACACCGAUUGACGGUGUUCAAAUUGUUGACUUUGCAUGUGGCAACAAUCAUACGGUUGCAAUCGAUUCAAAGAAACGUGCAUACAGUUGGGGAUUCGGUGGUUUUGGUCGUUUGGGCCAUGCUGAACAAAAAGACGAAAUGGUGCCUCGCAUGAUGAAAUUCUUCGAUUCAUCAUCGCGUGGUGUGCGCAGCAUUUUCUGCGGUGCAACAUACAGUUUGGCAAUCAAUGACAUUGGCGUUCUCUAUUUGUUUGGCCAAAACAAAAAAACCGGUGAAGCUAACAUGUAUCCAAAACCGGUUCAAGACUUAUCUGGCUGGCAUAUCACAAGCCUCGGCUGCUCAAACACCUCGAUUGUCAUAUCUGCCGAUGAUACAUUGAUCGCUUGGGGUGCAUCGCCAACAUUUGGAGAGCUUGGUUUGGGUGAUUUACAAAAAUCAAGCACCACACCAAAAGAGGUGAGCCGUAUGGAAGGCAUGAAGAUACCACAAGUUACAAUGGGAUUGGCGCAUACAAUGUUGCUUGUAAACACCGAAGAUGAGGCAACAAACGCCAAAUAUCUCAAAAUGCCGGAGUUCACAUUGGACGAUUAAUUGGCAUCUCUAUAAAUCAUUGCACCGAAACACACACACACACACAUACAUACAAACGAAACAAGAAGAAGAACAACAACAGCUAUACAAAAUAUUUAAACGAACACUUGUUUUUAUACAACAGUUAAAAGUAAUCGCAACAAAUGAAAACUCAAUAGACCAAUAUAUUAUAUAUAUAUAGCAUGUUUACGAAAAAGAUUUAUUUCAUUCAUCGAUUGUGGGUAUCAGUUCCAUUGCGAGAGAUCAAAGACAACAAUUCAACGCAGAUUUGAUAAAAAAGUUGACAUAGGUUAGAGUUAACAUUUCAUACGCUAAAUGGUUUUUGAAAUUCGUACGACAGUUUUAACGCAUUGACACAACAUCAUGUAUGCGUUGCGUUAGUUUUAACGCAUCCGUAUGAACACUUUAGCGUAUGGAAUUGUUUACAUUUUUACAGAGAUUCAACAUUCAAUUUUAAUAGAGCAGAAAUGAUGUAAUUUUUUUUAUUGAUUCUAAUUAUUUUUUCUUUACAUAUUUUGAUGGUGAUUUGAAAUGAACAAUUCUUUUUAGUUUAAAAUUUGGAAGUAACGCAAUCGAAUUGAAUAAAAGGGAGGUCUAAGCAGAAAUGAUUCGAAAAAGUAUAAAAUCGGUGUAAAGUUCAACAAAAUCAAUCCAAUACCAAUUUAUCAAAGAGAAACACAUUCUCCUUACAUAUUCUCCGAAGAAAGGCAAAAGAUGAUUUCUUUUACCAAAACCCCAAUUUAAAUAUUAAAGGAUGUACAUUUGAUGAAGAUGUUAAACUCGAAAUUCAGCGGCUAUGUCGCUUUUGAAUUAUUUUAACAAAUUGAUUGAAAAUUGUAUAUUUGAAAGACAUCAAUAUUACUUUCUUUAAUGAUUCACCAUUUGAAUUUCUCCGGGUAUGACUUGUUCAUUUACAUUCAAUUUUCUUGUAAACGAAUUCAAUUGAGGGGAAAACAUUGGUUUGAAUAGCGUGUAGAAUCCAAUAAUAACGUUCAAAAUUGUCUAUUUGUAAUAUUUUCAUAAUCAGAAUCACCAAUUUUCUAUUUGAUUUUAUCUUCUGUUUCGUCAAAUAAACACUAUACAUCUGGAUCAAAA
Messenger RNA from Contarinia nasturtii (swede midge), 2736 nucleotides. RefSeq names its product protein RCC2 homolog. The coding region runs from base 187 to 1641 and encodes 484 amino acids. Lineage: Eukaryota; Metazoa; Arthropoda; Insecta; Diptera; Cecidomyiidae. The transcript is spliced from 8 exons. The record is from RefSeq and is a predicted model, not a curated record.